UUUUUCAAAGAUGGAGGUCCUUCGUCAAAAGCAACAAGAAGAGAAAGCCAGACUGCAAGAGCUUUUUGAGAAGAACUUGAAAGACCAGCGCGAACAGCUAACAAACAUGAUGGAGGCUAACUUUGAAGAGCAAAGAAAAGACAGAGAAGCUGCCUUGGCUCGUCAGAACACCAUGGAAGACAUGAUUGACAUGAUGAAAUCGUCGCUAGAGAGUAGAGAUAGAGAAAUACAACUUCAGCGAGAACAAAUGGACAACCUGAUUGCUACACU
Molecule: messenger RNA, 270 nt
Organism: Exaiptasia diaphana
Lineage: Eukaryota; Metazoa; Cnidaria; Anthozoa; Actiniaria; Aiptasiidae
Product: GRB10-interacting GYF protein 2
Source: RefSeq, a predicted model, not a curated record